This is a messenger RNA of Schistocerca gregaria, 1276 nucleotides long. RefSeq names its product MKI67 FHA domain-interacting nucleolar phosphoprotein-like. The transcript is spliced from 4 exons. The record is from RefSeq and is a predicted model, not a curated record. Gene Ontology annotation, biological process: maturation of LSU-rRNA from tricistronic rRNA transcript (SSU-rRNA, 5.8S rRNA, LSU-rRNA). NCBI's taxonomy places the organism in Eukaryota, Metazoa, Arthropoda, Insecta, Orthoptera, Acrididae. Gene Ontology annotation, molecular function: RNA binding. The coding region runs from base 383 to 1246 and encodes 287 amino acids. Gene Ontology annotation, cellular component: nucleolus.
CCCUUUGUUUUUUUUCCCCCUCACCACUCAAGCGAGCACAUCUUCGCGCCUCUCGCCCCCUCCAACUCGCCCCCUCCACCCCCCCAUCCGACAAAAAGUACCUUAUCUCUCUCUCGGAAGCGCACUCUAUCGCCAACUCUUUCGCAACUCCCGAACUCUGCAGCUUACCACUGCCCUUCUGUUCCUCAAAACUAACACUUCCGCUCAAAAAAAUACGACGGAAGCACCCUUAACAAGAAACUGGCUCGACCGAGCAUCUAAUUUCCGCCAUAAGAAAAAAAAACAGAAAAUAUUUUCCUGCCCCCUCCUCUUCCAUAUUUAUCCACUUCCUCCUCCCCUCCUCCUCCACGCGCCCAUCCACCACUCUCACAUUCGCGCACCCAUGCCCCCUCUCAUUUCGUCAAAAAAGACUCCCCGACUCCGCGCUCCGCACGCCAAAACCCCCUCCCACGGCUCGCCCCCCUCCCACGACGCCCCCCUCCCUCAAGGCCCGAAGACCCCUCGCGCGAAAUCCGCCAAAAAGUCCACCGACCGACUCCGCUCCAAACUUGACCGUUUGAUCGCGUCGGUUCGACGCCUCGACCAAGCUUCCUCCCAGUCGGUCGACGGCACCGCCUCGCCCCCCCUCCCCCGCGACCUCAGCCUCUCCGCGGAUGGCGGCGCGUCCCCCCUUCCAGGCGGAGAACGCCCCCACGUCCACGCGAUCAACUUCUCUGACCCCGCCCUGGCCAACUCCCUCCGCUCCAACAUCCGCGCGUCCAAGCCGUCCAGCGACCCCUCGGAAGAAGUCGUGCCCGGCGUCGUCUAUUUGGGGCACAUCCCGUUCGGCUUCUUCGAAGAAGAGAUGAAAAAAUUUUUCUCGCAAUUCGGAAAGGUCAACCGCCUCCGUCUGUCUCGCAGCAAGAAGACGGGCGGCUCCAGGUCCUACGCCUUCAUCGAAUUCGAAGACCGAGAAAUCGCGGAAAUCGUGGCCGAAACCAUGAACGACUACCUUAUGUACGGACGAAGAAUCAAAUCUGCGGUCAUUCCAGCCGAAAAAGUACAUCCAAACACCUUCUUCGACAAAAAAAAGUUCCUGGUCCACGACACGGUCACAGAGCACAGAAUCGUCCACAACGCCCCAAAAACCAGUGAGCAGCUUGAAAAAAACGUGCAGCGUCUAAUAAGGAAGGAGGAAGAACAUAAACAAAAGCUAAAAAAAAUGGACAUCGACUACGAAUUUGUAGGCUAUUCGAGCAUUUGCUGAACCCCCCCACCCCUCUCGGGGAAAGCGCUC